CAAAUCGAUUCACCACCAUCCUCACCGUCCUCUGGACUUGUCAUUAUCAUCUUACGGCACAUUCCGAGGUCACAACUUGUCUCGCAUUCCGUCACCUUCUCAUAGUCCUCGACUCGCCUCUAGCACAUCAUGUCUGGAGAGGUUCCCGCUGUCAACGAUGACGUCUACCAGGGCGCCAUCGGUAUCGACCUUGGCACGACGUACUCCUGCGUCGGCUGGUGGGUCAACGAGCGUGUUGAGAUCAUCGCAAACGACCAGGGUAAUCGCACAACACCUUCUUACGUCGCCUUCACCGACAGCGAGCGAUUGAUCGGUGAUGCUGCCAAGAACCAAGCUGCCAUGAACCCUAGACACACUGUCUUCGAUGCCAAGCGUCUCAUUGGACGUCGUUUCGAUGACCCCGAUGUCAAGAAGGACAUGGUUCACUGGCCUUUCACAGUCGUCGACAAGGACGGCUCUCCCUUCAUCGAGGUCGAGUACCAAAACGAGAAGAAGCAAUUCUCUCCUCAGGAAAUUUCUUCCAUGGUCCUCUCCAAGAUGAGAGAGAUUGCGGAGGCCAAGAUCGGCAAGGAGGUCAAGAAGGCUGUCGUCACCGUGCCCGCCUACUUCAACGACUCCCAACGUCUGGCCACCAAGGAUGCCGGCACCAUCGCUGGUCUCGAAGUUCUGCGUAUCAUCAACGAGCCCACCGCCGCAGCCAUUGCCUACGGUCUCGACUCCAAGUCAUCCACUGAGAAGAACGUUCUCAUUUUCGACCUUGGAGGUGGCACAUUUGAUGUCUCUCUGCUGAACAUCACUGGUGGUGUGUUUGCUGUCAAGGCGACCGCCGGUGACACUCAUCUGGGUGGACAGGACUUUGACAACUCUUUGCUUGACCACUUCAAGAAGGAGUUCCAGCGCAAGCACAAGGAGGACAUUUCUGGUGACGCUCGUGCUACCCGUCGUCUCAGGAGUGCAUGUGAGCGUGCGAAGCGAACGCUCUCCUCUGUCACUCAGACCACUGUCGAGGUGGACUCUCUUUUCAACGGUAUCGACUUCCAAGCGAACAUUACCCGUGCCCGUUUCGAGGAGAUCAAUGCAGCUGCUUUCAAGGGCACAAUUGACCCCGUCGCAAAGGUGCUGAAGGACGCCAAGAUGCCUGCUGACAAGGUUGAUGACAUUGUGCUGGUCGGUGGUUCUACCCGUAUCCCCAAGAUCCAGUCCCUCGUUUCCGAGUUCUUCAACGGCCGCCAGCUCAACAAGUCGAUCAACCCCGAUGAAGCUGUUGCGUACGGUGCCGCUGUCCAAGCCGCCGUCCUCACCAACCAGACCAGCGAUAAGACGGCCGACCUGCUUCUGCUCGACGUUGCGCCGCUCUCUCUCGGUGUCGCUAUGCAAGGAGACGUUUUCGGUGUCGUUGUGCCCCGCAACACUCCCAUCCCCUGCAACAAGACCCGUACUUUCUGCACUGUUGAGGACAACCAAACCACGGUCACCUUCCCCGUCUACGAGGGUGAACGAACUCAGUGCAAGGAGAACCGUCUCCUCGGAGAGUUCGAGCUCACUGGUGUCCCACCUAUGCCCAAGGGUCAGGCAGAAUUGCUCUGCACUUUCGAGGUCGAUGCAAACGGUCUGUUGAAGGUCACUGCCGAGGAGAGGACUGCCGGCCGCAAGGCCAACAUCACCAUCACCAACUCCGUUGGUCGUCUCAGCUCCAACGAGAUUGAGCAAAUGAUCAAGGACAGCGAGUCCUUCAAGGCUUCCGACAAGGAGUUCGCCGCCCGUCACGACGCCAAGAACGAGCUGGAGGCCUACGUGCACAGCGUCGAGGGAACCAUCUCCAGCCCCGCCGCCACCUUCAAGCGUGCGCAAAAGGCUUCUGUGGAGCAGGAGCUCGCCAAGGCUCUCGAGCUCCUCGAGUUGGAGGAUGCCAGCGCAGACGACUACCGCCGCUCUUCUUUGAGACUGCGCCGAAGCGUUCAGAAGGCUAUGCAGACUGGUGGUCGUUAAGAGGCCCUGACGCCGCUCCAGCUUUCGCGCUUCGUUACCUGAGAAUGCUCUCCACUGUGCACCAUCGCAACGACCUUCACCUUACAUCGUGACUUGUGCACAGCACGUCUUUGCUCUCACUUUAGCAUGAGUGCGCUUACGCCUUUGCACAUACCACACAAAAUUGAAUGCGAGCUUGCUCGCUUUUGGACUCAGAGAAGGGUGCGGGUGUGAGCUUACGCGCUGAACAGAAAACAUGACU
This is a messenger RNA of Ceraceosorus guamensis, 2230 nucleotides long. Its product is annotated as putative SSB2-heat shock protein of HSP70 family, cytosolic. The coding region runs from base 130 to 1989 and encodes 619 amino acids. The transcript has 6 exons. Gene Ontology annotation, cellular component: plasma membrane; cytoplasm; nucleus. Gene Ontology annotation, molecular function: ATP binding; heat shock protein binding; ATP hydrolysis activity. Gene Ontology annotation, biological process: protein refolding; vesicle-mediated transport; cellular response to unfolded protein. The record is from RefSeq and is a predicted model, not a curated record. Lineage: Eukaryota; Fungi; Basidiomycota; Exobasidiomycetes; Ceraceosorales; Ceraceosoraceae.